GCUGAACCACAUUGAAACCUCGGGACGGAGACAUUUUUGCAGCACAGCCAUGUAUUAAUAAUUUUAAGACAAAUCGUGAAAUAUGUAAGCUCCGUAUACUUUUCCAAGCGCAUUUAUCAACAACAACAAAAAAAAAACCAUGCGCGGUACGGAAGGUGUUCACGACAGUGACGAGCGCGUUUGAGGCAGCGAUAUGAAAUCGCAUGAUGUGAGUUUUAAUAACAAAAACAUUAAAUACACAAAAACGCGAGGGGAGACGAGAUAGAGAACAGAAGGACAGAACUAGUCCUUUGGAGCAUUCACAGCUGAAGCUGCUUUUAUAUUCCCAUAAUCUUACAUCAAGUGUAAUAUAUGUACACUAUGGUAAAGACAGAGUUUGUUGAAGAGGAGAUUGAAGACAUGAGUGAUCCGGAACCAUCCAGAAUGAAACAUGAAGAUACUGAGGAGCAAACAGACUUGACAUACAUAAAAGAAGAAAGUGAAGAGAAGGAGGAGAAACAUCAGAAUCAGGAACCUUUCAGAACUGAAGAAACGUGUUCGGAGACUGAGAAGAAAACUCAAAGAACCGAGACCGAAAACCCCUUCACGUGUCCUCAGUGCGGAAAGAGUUUCACGCGGAGAGACGGCCUUAAAGAACACUUACGAAUUCACACGGGAGAGAAACCUUUCAGCUGCCAUCACUGCGGGAAGAGUUUCACGCGUAAAGAGAGCAUGAAGUAUCACCUGCGGAUUCACACCGGAGAGAAACCAUACACCUGCCAUCAGUGUGGAAGGAGCUUCACCUUCAAAAACAACCUCAAGGUUCACCUAAGAAUCCACUCCAGGGAGAAGCUGUUCAUCUGCACUCAGUGCGGAAAGGGUUUAACGUGUAAAAAAGGCCUUAAGGAUCACAUAAGAGUUCACACCGGAGAGAAGCCUUUUAAAUGCCAUCACUGCGCAAAGAGCUUUAAAUGGGCGCACAGUCUCAGUAAUCAUCUCCACUCUCAUUCUGGGGUGAAGCCGUUUAAUUGCGUUCACUGCGGAGAAGGUUUCACGUCAUCAUCCAUCCUGAAAAACCACCUGAAGGUUCACACGAAUGAGAGGCCGUACGUGUGCUCUCUGUGCGGAAAGAGCUUCAUAUGGCCGGGCAAUUUCAGAGAGCACCAGAAAAGACACAGCGGUGAGAGAGACCACGUGUGCUUUGAGUGCGGCAAGACCUUCACCACAGCCAAGCGACUGAAGGAGCACCAGAGGAUUCACACCGGAGAAAAACCCUACAAGUGCACGCACUGUGACAAGAGCUUCACUCAGUCUGGAUCGCUGAAGGUUCACGAGCGAGUUCACACUGGAGAGAAGCCGUAUCACUGCCCGUCAUGCGGGAGGAGCUUCUCGCAGCUAACCAAUCUUAUUACUCAUAUUAAAAAACAUUGCAAGAAAUCAUCGCACUCUUAAAAAUAAAGGGGCUUCACGAUGCCGUAGAAGAAGCUUUUUUUGUCUAAAUGGUUCCGUAAAGAACCUUUAAUCUUUCUGUUUCACAAAAAAAGGUUCUUCAGAUUAUAAAAAGGUGUUUUUAUAAGAACCUUUGACUGAAUGGUUCUUCUGUGGCAUCACUGUGAAGUUCUUUUAAGCACCUUUAUUUUUAAAGAGAGAAGGUUGUUUUCAUGUGCAACGGUGAAGUGUUUCUUAUGCUUAACAUGACAAAAAUACAGUAAAAAUUGUGAAAUUUUAUUAGAAUUUGAAAUAAUUCUGUUAAUAUAUUGUCAACUGUAAUUUAUUUCUGUGAUCAAAUCUGUAUUUUCAGCAUCAUUCCUCCAGUCUUCAGUGUCACAUGAUCUUCAGAAAUCAUUCUAAUAUGAUGAUUUGCUGCAUUUAUUUUUGAUCAAAUCAAUGCAGUCUUGGUGGAGACUGGAGGAGAUAUCUUUCUAAAAACAUUUAGAAAAUUCUUAAUUAUUCCAGACUGUAUUUUUGGAUGAACAAAAUGAUUUCCAUCACACCACGUUCUCUACUGUCAUUGCAGGCUUGAAUAGGGUUAUUAAUGUCAUUAAUUUAUUUGGCUCUGUCUUAAGGAGCGCCUGUCUUGUGUAUAAUGCGCUGACUGUACAUGAAGAAUAAAAAAGUCAAAUCUUGCAGAAUAUUGUAUCAAGUGACCUGCUACAUUUGAAUUCAUCAAAACAUAAAAUAAAUCAAUAUCAUGACAA
Molecule: messenger RNA, 2177 nt
Organism: Cyprinus carpio (common carp)
Lineage: Eukaryota; Metazoa; Chordata; Actinopteri; Cypriniformes; Cyprinidae
Biological process (GO): regulation of transcription by RNA polymerase II
Molecular function (GO): RNA polymerase II cis-regulatory region sequence-specific DNA binding; DNA-binding transcription factor activity
Source: RefSeq, a predicted model, not a curated record